CUUGAUCACUCUAAAUCAUAAAGAAACAAGCACUUGAUUAAUUGAUCGUUCUUCUAUGGAGUCCUUCUUCUACACUCUUCAUGUAAGUCCUGUUCAUGAUUCAAUUCAUACUAUGUUUCAACACAUUCCUUAUGUGAACAAUAGCUUCCACAUUAAUCUUGAUUACACCAACACGAUUAUAGAACCCUAUGCAAGAAACACUGCCUCUCUGUCCAUAAUUACAAUCAAGGACACAUUUGUUGUUCCUCUAGAAAUUGUAUGUAAUUGUUUGGAAAGGGAUCUUAACAUUGCUUUAUACCACAUCUUUUCGUUUUUGCCUUCUUACAUAUUAGAUUCAAUUAUACCUAAAGUUGAACAAUAUGCUAGACAAAUGGUUGCGAACAACAAUGUAUUGGAGAUGAAUUUGUCGCUUCGCGUUACCACGGGAAAAUGGGCAGAGAAAAUUGAGGAUUUGUUGGAGAUAUUAGAAAUUAAUCAUCCCUGUUAUGACUCUAAAGAAAAAUGUUCAAUUUGUUUGGAGGAAUUUUGCACUAGUUCAAAGUCAGAAAUUGUUCACACCAAAUGUUCACAUUUUUUCCAUAAAGAUUGUAUUGUGCCGUGGAUUCAAAGUUGCGUCAAUUCUUCUUCUUCUUGCUCUUGUCCGUUGUGUCGAGGUCAAAUAUUAUAAAGCGAAUAUGAAAUAUGUUUUUCUUCAAAGAACAACUUUAUAUGUAUUUAAU
Molecule: messenger RNA, 719 nt
Organism: Cicer arietinum (chickpea)
Lineage: Eukaryota; Viridiplantae; Streptophyta; Magnoliopsida; Fabales; Fabaceae
Source: RefSeq, a predicted model, not a curated record